Messenger RNA from Salvelinus namaycush (lake trout), 1041 nucleotides. RefSeq names its product G-protein coupled receptor 1. Gene Ontology annotation, biological process: regulation of calcium-mediated signaling; inflammatory response; positive regulation of macrophage chemotaxis. The record is from RefSeq and is a predicted model, not a curated record. Gene Ontology annotation, molecular function: complement receptor activity; G protein-coupled receptor activity. Lineage: Eukaryota; Metazoa; Chordata; Actinopteri; Salmoniformes; Salmonidae. Gene Ontology annotation, cellular component: plasma membrane.
AUGCUAUUUGGAAGCUGCACUUUUUCUCAAUGGAAUAUUCUAAAUCUUUUUCAUAAGGGUAAAAAAACAACAGAAAUUAUGGUUGCCUCACUCAACACAUCAGGCUAUGAUGACUACGAUGAUUCAGUGGCAAUACCUUCCCAGUCCCCAGUCAUCUAUGAGAUGUAUCAGAUGAAGGCUGGCUAGAUGUAUGUGUCAGUGUACUCAGCCAACAUUCUGCUGGGUCUACUGCUCAACUCUGUUGUCAUCUUCAUGACUGUAAAAUGCAGGUCCAAGAAGAAACUGAGUCAACACAUGAUAAUCCUUGGCUUGGCUGUCACCCACCUCGUCUUUUGCCUCUUCGCCCCACUUUACCUGAUCACUGCCUGGAACUACUUCUCCUGGACAUUUGGGAAGGUUGUCUGCAAGCUGGGGUCCUACGUGAUGUUUAUGAACAUGUUUUCUGUCUCACUGAUGAUCACCUUCUGGAAUGUGUGCUGGAGUGUCCCUGGAUGCUUUGAACACCGCAUGUCCACCAACAUAGUCCUGCUGUCCUGGUUCACUGGGGCCAUACUGAGUACCCCCUCUCUACUGUCCAGGGAGGUUCAGUACACUGCCGAUGGACACGUCUGCCUUGACAACUAUGGCUAUACUGGAAGCUCCCAGAUGUCUAAAGAAGGAAGGGAGAGAUUGAUGGCAGUGUUGAUCUGUCGCUUCAUUUUCGGGCUGCUGCUCCCUUUGGGUGUGAGAUGCAGCUGUUGCUGCAUGAACAGCAUGGGAAACAACCAACUAAGGUCACGGGUUAUUCGACCUGUGACUAUUGUCCAUUUCCUAUGCUGGACUCCUGUCAUUAGUCUCUCUGUGCUGCAAGCCACAAUGGGGACAGGCAGCAGGUUGUUCACAUACGCAUUGUCCCCGGCCACUGCCCUGUCAGUCUUAAACAGCUGCAUCUCUCCUAUCAUCUGCAUAUGGCAGGAGAAGAAGGAACAGAGCCUGAGAGGACCCCCUCAGAUGGAGGACAACAGAGACAAGGAUGAGGAGAUGACAUCUCUGACACGCUAA